Molecule: messenger RNA, 954 nt
Organism: Metschnikowia bicuspidata var. bicuspidata NRRL YB-4993
Lineage: Eukaryota; Fungi; Ascomycota; Pichiomycetes; Serinales; Metschnikowiaceae
Gene: CAR1
Product: arginase
Exons: 2
Coding region: 1-954 (317 amino acids)
Cellular component (GO): nucleus; cytosol; cytoplasm
Molecular function (GO): manganese ion binding; arginase activity
Source: RefSeq, a predicted model, not a curated record
AUGUCAGACGCCCACUACAAGUUCUACCCCCUGAAAAAAGCAAGCCUCAUCACGGCGCCCUUCUCGGGUGGCCAGCCUAAAGGCGGCGUGGAGCUCGGUCCAGAAUAUAUUUUGAACGCCGGUUUCGAGCAGCAGCUCCAGGAGUUGGGCUGGGAGACCUCCGUGGAGCACCCCCUUGAUGGCACGGACUUGGAGGCCAGGAAAUCCGAUGACAGAGACCUGUUUGGCGUUAAGAACGCUGCCAUAGUCAGCGAGUGCAACAAGAAAAUGUUCGACACGUGCCUCCGGGCCAGAACCGAGGGCAAGUUGCCCGUUGUGAUUGGCGGAGACCACCUGAUUGGCACGGCCACCGUGGCUGCGGCCUUGGAACACGACCCCGAGACGUGUGUGUUGUGGAUCGAUGCACAUGCAGACAUCAACUCGCCGCAAACGACCGAUUCGGGCAACUUGCACGGGUGCCCCGUGUCCUUCAUCAUGGGAAUCGACAAGAGCUCGUACCCACCCGAAUUCGACUGGGUGCCGGCCAAGUUGAAGCCCGGAAAGAUCGCAUACAUUGGGUUGAGAGACGUUGACGCGGGCGAAAAGCAGAUUUUGAGGGAGCACAACAUCCCCGCGUUUUCCAUGUAUCACAUUGACAAAUACGGCAUUGGCAAGGUGCUUGAGAUGGCGUUGGACAAAAUCAACCCCAACCGCGACUGUCCCAUCCACUUGUCCUACGAUGUGGAUGCCAUCGACCCUUCUUUCGUCCCGGCUACAGGGACCAGAGUGGAGGGGGGCUUGACUUUGAGAGAGGGCUUGUUUGUAGCAGAGGACGUGGCGCAAACCGGGCUCUUGGCCUCGUUGGACAUCGUGGAGACCAACCCGAAAUUGGGUGAGAACGACAGCCAUGUGUUGGACACGGUCAGCGCCGCAUGCGCCAUUGGCAGAUGUGCCAUGGGCCAGACGUUGUUGUGA